Symbiodinium natans is the source of this 912-nucleotide messenger RNA. Lineage: Eukaryota; Dinophyceae; Suessiales; Symbiodiniaceae. The record is from the annotation of a GenBank genome assembly.
AUGAAGAAGGUCGCUGCAGCCCUUGGCGGCGUUUGGGUGUUGGGCAUCCUCCUGGGAUACGACUACCUCUGGCCUUUUUACUGGGUGUUGGACCUGCUCAGCAUGCUGCUCUCCUUCCCGCCGCUGUCUUGGCUGGCCAGCCCGUUCUCCUGGAUCUUCAGCUGGGUGAACCGAGGAGCGCCAAUGGUUCAGCAGACCGGUGCCGAACAGGAGCUCCGUCUGCCCAACGACAAGGUGCCCAAUUACCUGGAUCAGUAUGUUCAGCACUAUGGGGACGCGGCCCUCAUCUUCGCCACCCACAGCGGCUACCCGCAGAUUGUCAAUGCUCUGCUCUACAACCAGGAUCUCGGCUACUCGGAUCUCAUCGAUGCCACGGACGAGAACGGCAACACUGCCCUUCUCUACGCCACGGCCAAGGGCUUCCGGCAGUGCACAGCUGCGCUGCUCCGCAGCGGCGCCAAUCCCGACGUGGCCAACCAGGGUCACGGAGGGAGAACGCCCAUGAUGGAGGCUGCCGGGGCCGGCCACAAGGACUUGGUGGCAGCGCUUCGGCUUUCGAACGCCACCGUGGACGCCGUGGAUGACUACGGGAACACGGCCUUGCACUAUGCCGCCUACCAUGGUCACCUGAGUUGCGUCCACGAACUGCUGAAGGCCAAUCCACGGAAGGACAUCCAGAACAGCUACGGGCACACCGCAGCCAGCUACGCUGCCAGCAACAAGUUCAAGGCCAUCGCCGACGUCCUCAGCCGAGCCCCCUCGAAACGGGAGCUGGCCCAGCGAGCUGCCGAGGAGCAGGCGCGGAUGAAGAAGGCGGACGCCGACUUGGAGGCCGCCGAGGACGACGAGGACCUGGGCCCCCUGGCGGAGCUGGCGGAUAUCAUUUUGACCAUUUUCGCUGAUGCCCUGUAG